Molecule: messenger RNA, 333 nt
Organism: Psilocybe cubensis
Lineage: Eukaryota; Fungi; Basidiomycota; Agaricomycetes; Agaricales; Agrocybaceae
Exons: 3
Coding region: 1-333 (110 amino acids)
Source: RefSeq, a predicted model, not a curated record
AUGAAGGCGGCACCGAGAGUGUUGUCGACAGAUCCUGCGGCCAUUCGAGUAUGUUCAGAAGGCGAGUUGCUUUUGGACCUGUGGGAUUUCCCUGGUGAAAACUCUGGAAGCUCGGUUAAGUAUGUCCACUGGCAGGACGCUCGUGGAUCUGAGAAAAAGUGGAGGCAAGGUAAGAGCUUAUGGUUGGGCUGUGCAACCAAAACAUGGAAUGUCCCUGGAAUCCUGGAAAGCCCGAGCGGCACCGACAUAGUAUCCGUCUUCCAGGCUUCCAAGCCCAACGGAUGGCAUGGCCUAAGAGAUCGUUAUGGGCAAGGUGCGGACCCCAUUGACUGA